Messenger RNA from Opisthorchis viverrini, 1050 nucleotides. RefSeq lists its product as hypothetical. NCBI's taxonomy places the organism in Eukaryota, Metazoa, Platyhelminthes, Trematoda, Opisthorchiida, Opisthorchiidae. The transcript has a single exon. The record is from RefSeq and is a predicted model, not a curated record. The annotation marks the transcript as partial.
AUGGCGCGAAGGCUGAAUCUACCUUUAUCCGGUUUAGCCGUUGUGUUGGACGAACUCAGAUACUUUUUUCCGUCUCUUCCGAAAGAUCCACGGACUGUAAUGAAAACCCCCCGUCGUUGCUGCGUGCGACAGAAGGCCGGUGGAAUGUACAUCCACCUUGGGUUGAAAGCAGGUUUGCUGCAACAGCUCCGUGAGAUCCAGACUACGGUUACGAAUAUCGAAAUUCAAAUUAACGUUGACGGUAUUCGGGCCUAUAACAACUCGCGUACUCAAGUGUGGCCUAUACUCUCCCGGAUAAUUUCACCCUUUCUCGGUCAGCCUUUCGUCGUGGGAAUAUACUGUGGUAAGCAAAAACCCAAUGAUGCCCAUCAGCUGAUGUCUGACACGGUCGCUGAGUUGACAGACGUCUUGGCGAACGGUGUCUCCGGGGUUUGCAGUACUCAUACCGUCCGUCUUCAAUGCAUUAUUUGUGAUAGUCCUGCUAGGGCCUUUCUGAAGCAAGUGAAGGGACAUACAGGAUAUUAUGGCUGUGAUUACUGUACACAAAGGGGUGUGCACAUUGGCACACGUAUGACUUUUCCCUCGUUGACAGCUCCCUUGCGUCGUGACUAUGAUUUCCGGACCAGAAAACAAGAGAAGCACCAUAUAGGUCCAAGUCCGAUGGAGGAGUUAAAUUUUCCCAUGAUUGACGGUUUCCCACCAGAUUACAUGCAUAGCGUGUGUCUUGGUUUAGUGCGGAAAUUUCUCAUCUUACUCAGAGCUAUGCCAAUUGGACACAAGGCCAGGCUUUCUUUGGAGUCCUGGAAUCUGCUGAAUGCUAACAUUGAGCAACAGAGUUUGGCUCUGAGUAUUGAUUUCCCCCGAAAAUGUAGAGGUGUCGUAGACCUGGAUCGGUGGAAGGCAUCUGAGCUACGACAGUUUCUUCUGUACAUAGGACCCGUUGUUUUACGAGACAUCUUACAUCCUGACGUUUACGAAUGUUUCAUGUAUUUUUCGGUAACCACUUUCAUAGGCUGUUCACCUUUUUUUCACAACAUUAUGCUAAUUUUU